AUGGCUGGAACAGACGAGACUGAGAAGAAGACCAAGGCUGCCGACAAGAAGCAGCAGGCGGAAGAGGAACUGCCCGCAGACGACGAGGAAUACGUCGAGGGUCAGGAUGAUGAUGCGGCUGCGGAUGAUGAUGAUGUCGAGAAAGUCACAGAGGACAAGGGCGCGGAUGUUGAAGAUAUAGAGGAGCAGAAUGGAGAGGACGCGAAGGAGGGCGAGGACAAGGCUGGUGCCGAAGAGGAGGAGCAAGAAGAGGAAAAAGAAGCAGAGGUCAUUUCCGAUGAAGACGAAGAGGAGGAAGAAAAGGACGAGGAAGAAGGAGACGAGGAUGAUAAAGGCACUAAGCGCAAGCCCUCGUCCAAAUCCCAACCAGGCUCGUCCAAGAAGCAAAAGACAGCCACUUCCACCGCCACCAACGGCGGUGGCUCGUCGGCCAAGGUCGACACGUCCAAGCCCAACGCGGCCGCGGAAUCGGGCACCGUGGGCUCCAAGCACGACGCGCCGCGCGACCCGGCGACGCAAGGGUCGGCGGACCGGCUGCCGCGUACCGGACAGACGGUCCACUGGAAGGCGCUGCCGGGCUAUGUCGAGGGCGAGGUGGUGGAGAUUUUGACCGGUGACAAGGAGGUCGAGGGCAAGUCGGUCAAGGCCACGGCCGAGGAACCGAGGAUUGUGCUCAAGAGUAGCAAGUCGGGCAAGAUUUGUGUGCACAAGGCUCAGGCGGUGUAUUUUGAUGAUGAGUAA
Pestalotiopsis fici W106-1 is the source of this 741-nucleotide messenger RNA. RefSeq lists its product as uncharacterized. The transcript has a single exon. The record is from RefSeq and is a predicted model, not a curated record. The coding region runs from base 1 to 741 and encodes 246 amino acids. NCBI's taxonomy places the organism in Eukaryota, Fungi, Ascomycota, Sordariomycetes, Amphisphaeriales, Sporocadaceae.